Molecule: messenger RNA, 2481 nt
Organism: Zeugodacus cucurbitae (melon fly)
Lineage: Eukaryota; Metazoa; Arthropoda; Insecta; Diptera; Tephritidae
Product: carboxylesterase 1F
Exons: 3
Coding region: 345-2372 (675 amino acids)
Source: RefSeq, a predicted model, not a curated record
UAUUUUUGCUACCCUAUUCUUGUUCUUCUUUGAUAAGUAAGUUCAUGAAGUUAACAGUUUCAAGGACAGUAAAUUAUAGCAGCGCAAAGUGAUAUCAAUUCAGCAGAGCCAAUCUCAAGCUAUACGAGUACUUUUCUGAUCGUUUCUGUUGCUGCGCUAUCCACACAAAGCGAAUAAACGGGCUUGAGCUGAGCCGACAGAUAACACACAAAGCACACGCUGAAGGGCAAAAUGAAUUUACGAGCAGGGCUCACCGGCAGUUACCGCUUGGCAUUCAAUUUGAAAGCAUUCACUGCAAUAUAUUGGAACCAGUUUGCGCGUAUUAAUAGCUUAACAAGUUCGCAAUGUCGGCGCUAGUUGUUAAACUGUUCAUUAUUCUUGUAUUAUUCGCAACUACUUUAAUUUGUUGUGAUGCCACGCAACCAGCAGAAAGUGUCCGAAAUAAACGUGUAAAGCGCAUUGUUGGCGGUCGUCAUUCGAAGGCGCCACCACCGGACGAUCCGGUCGUAUUUACGCGCGCCUUCAAUCGUGAUGCGCGCGUCGAAGGUUUUCGCAAUCCCGAAACUGGCGUUUAUUCCUUCCUCGGUCUGUAUUACGCCGAACCACCAAUUGAACGUUUGCGUUUUGCGCGCCCGGUUUACAAGCGUAUGGCCGGCGAUAUUAAUGCCACACAAUAUGGUCCACCGUGUAUCCAACCCUAUGCAUAUAAUAAACGUCGCAUAGUGGGUAGUGAAGAUUGUUUGCUGCUGAAUGUUUAUACACCACAUAUGCCCGAUGAAACGACUGGACUGCCGGUUUAUGUCUGGUUACAUCCGGGUGGUUUUCGUUUUGGUUCUGCGGCGCAAUAUGAUGCCACGCCUAUGGCACGUCAGGGUGUUAUAGUCGUAGCGCCACAAUAUCGUCUCGGUUCGUUGGGUAUUAUGGGUGAUGGCACUAAGGAGUUCGAUGGCAAUUUGGCGAUCUUCGAUAUGGCUACAGCUAUGCGUUGGGUUAACGAUUAUAUACAAUACUUCGGCGGUGAUCCAAGUAGAGUUAAAGCUAUUGGUCACGGUUCGGGCGCAGCGUCUGCAAUGUUCUUAUCGAUGUCGCCCUCGGCACGCAGUGCAACUGAUAUAUCGGGUGUGGUCGCGAUGUCGGGUACAGCGUUAUCGCAGUAUGCAACCGAUAAAGAACCGCUGCAAAGUGUGGAGGAAGUGGCGAGAAUUAAUGGUUGUCCGACAAAGAAUGAACUGACGAUCGUGCAGUGCAUGAGAGAGAAAUCAGCCGAGGAUAUUAUACAGAAUGACUCGAAAAUCCAAACGGAACGUCUCGCCGGACGCGCAAUUGUCAAAAGUCUCUCGGGCAGUGUCGGUUUCACGCCACAUAUCGAAGAUAAAAACGAUGGACGUUCUCUACCGAGCUUGAUUGAGGGAGAACCGGAGGAACAGCUACGCGGUGGCAAAUUCACGCCUAUACCGUUAUUAACAGGUGUCACAAAACAUGAAACCGCUAAUGCUCUUCGCAUUGGCACACUUAAUCGUAUCUUUGGUUCGGCACAAAAAUUUCUAACUUCACUAUCCGGUACUUUGAAAGAUUUAGCAGGUUUUUUGCGCAUUGAUCAAGUGACCGGAGAUAUACUCCAACCGGUGCUACCCGGUCUAACGGAGGCAUUGACGCCAACACUAAACGAUUUGCUUAAGGUGCCUGAGUCUUUUAGUCUGGAUGAAGUGAUGACGAAGAUCAUUGACACCAGCACCGAUAUAAUUUUCAAUCUGCCGGCUGUUUUAACUUUACAAGUGUGGUCUGAGAUUGCACCCUCAUUUAUGUAUAGUUUCGAAUACAAUGGCACGCGCUCCAAGGGUAUACAUUUUUUGCGUGGUCUGCCGAUCGUUUCCGAGUACGCGGGUAAUAGAAACUCAGAGAUGGUGGCGCAUGGCGAUGAACUCGGCUAUAUGUUCGAUGCAAAUGAUCUCUUUGGUAAUCCCAUACCGGAAGCACAGCUUAUGGAUCCGGAAGAUUUGAGAGUGCGUCAAAACAUGAUCGGUAUGUUGGUGCAGUUCGCGAAAUCAUUUGGUAAGGAUAGUACGAAAGAGUCUACCGAUGAUGCACUCUUUAAGAGCGUAGCUGGCAAAGAGGUGCCCUUCAUUAAGGUGGAUACUGACAUUAAUGCCGACAGCGAUUUCCGGUUUUGUGAGCUCUCGGUGUUGGGUGCUUCACUCACGCCGUUGACCUCUACCACUUGUCAAGGAUUGAGUAAUUUACGCAGUUUGUUGACACCUUUGCAGGUUGGUAACUGGCUUGAUGCUGGUGCUGGUAUACUUGGUAAUCGCAGACCAAGCGGUCAGUCAAAUAUUGGUGGUCCACUGAUUGAUGCUAAUCAAUUAUUUGGUUGAAAAGUCAAUAUAUUAAAUAUUCGUGUCGGCAUAUUAGAAAUAUAUCAAAAAUAUAAGUAAGGUUCUUCCGAUUUUUUAUAAUAAAUAAAUACAUAUAUUUUUUAGAUUA